AUGUAUAAUGGUGACGACUAUUAUUACUACAUAACAAAAACAACAUCCUCCCUCUAUCAACGAUAUGACGACAUCGACAACGUUGGCGAUAACGACGACGACGACGACGACGACGACGACGAUAGCGGCGACGGCGAUGACGAUGACGACGACGACAACAACAACAACAGUAGCAAUUAA
Molecule: messenger RNA, 180 nt
Organism: Enterobius vermicularis (human pinworm)
Lineage: Eukaryota; Metazoa; Nematoda; Chromadorea; Rhabditida; Oxyuridae
Source: the annotation of a GenBank genome assembly